This is a messenger RNA of Aspergillus steynii IBT 23096, 1569 nucleotides long. It is a transcript of the gene gpaB, whose product is annotated as guanine nucleotide-binding protein subunit alpha gpaB. Gene Ontology annotation, biological process: adenylate cyclase-activating G protein-coupled receptor signaling pathway. Gene Ontology annotation, molecular function: guanyl nucleotide binding; G protein-coupled receptor binding; G-protein beta/gamma-subunit complex binding. The record is from RefSeq and is a predicted model, not a curated record. Bases 338 to 1459 code for a protein of 373 amino acids. Lineage: Eukaryota; Fungi; Ascomycota; Eurotiomycetes; Eurotiales; Aspergillaceae. The transcript is spliced from 5 exons. Gene Ontology annotation, cellular component: heterotrimeric G-protein complex.
GCUCAGGCCUUCAUCCGACAAACCCAGAACCCUUCCGCCGUCACCCUGGAUCUGCCCUCUGUGCGCCGCGUUUGAUUCCAGCCUAGUCACGUUUGAUCUUCGAGCGCCGAACCCAACUCCUCCCCUUUUACUUCCGUCGGUUGAUCCCGCUCCUCGCUGGACCGCGCUUCCGCUCGUUCGCCGCCAAUUCCUCCGAGUUCCUGCCCAGGAACCUCUCUCCCUCCGCGACAACCCCAGCAGCCGGUGUCGGGUGUCGGUGUCUUUACAGGUUGAAUGAAGUGUCAUCUUCGCGGACAGCCCAUGAUUUAACGCUUCGUCGUCGAGAAUAGCCGAGAAGAUGGGUUCGUGUAUGAGUUCAGAGUCGUCGGAGUAUUCGGAGCAAAGAAAGAAGAGUCAAGCGAUCGAUCGCAAGCUAGAUGAGGACUCGAGGAAGUUACGGAGAGAAUGCAAGAUCUUGCUACUCGGCUCCGGAGAAAGCGGCAAAUCAACAAUCGUCAAACAAAUGAAAAUCAUCCAUCAAAAUGGUUAUACAGUGGAGGAGUUGGCUUUGUAUCGCUUAACGGUAUACAAGAAUCUAAUGGAUUGCGUCAAGUCGCUCAUCGGAGCCUACCACCAAUUCUCCCUCGAACCGUCAAGUCAAAAGGUCCGCGAUUACAUUCAGUUUCUUUCCGAUUACAACAUCGACCCGGAUCCGAACACGGCAUUGGACCCUAAGGUCGGAGAUGCGAUAACGUAUAUAUGGAGCGACCCGUGUACCUCGGUAGCCCUGGAACAUCAAAAUGAGUUCUAUUUGAUGGACUCCGCUCCAUACUUCUUCGAAGAGGCAAAACGGAUCGCAUCCCCGGACUACAUUCCCAACGUGAACGACGUGCUUCGCGCAAGAACGAAGACAACAGGUAUAUACGAAACCAGGUUUUCUAUGGGUCAACUAAGUAUACAGUAUGUUGAAUUCCUGUCCACGCGACAUCUUGAUGCUUACAAGUUCGGCAGCAUGUUCGACGUGGGUGGCCAGCGCAGCGAGCGAAAGAAGUGGAUUCAUUGUUUCGAAAAUGUUACGUCUAUCAUUUUCUGUGUGGCACUAAGUGAAUAUGACCAAGUAUUACUAGAAGAAAGCAACCAGAAUCGAAUGAUGGAGAGCCUGGUACUUUUUGAUUCCGUCGUUAAUUCUCGAUGGUUUAUGCGAACGAGUAUCAUUCUCUUUUUGAACAAGGUGGAUCUUUUCCGACAAAAGCUUCCUCGUUCACCUCUGAGCACCUACUUCCCGGAUUACUCCGGCGGUAACGAUGUCAAUCGGGCUGCCAAAUACCUUCUGUGGAGGUUCAAUCAGGUAAAUCGGGCACACCUGAAUCUCUACCCUCAUCUGACACAGGCAACCGACACUACGAAUAUCCGACUCGUGUUCGCGGCUGUUAAAGAAACAAUCCUACAGAAUGCUCUGAAAGACUCGGGCAUUCUAUAGAGACGAUUCGGCUCUCUCGACUCGAGGCAUUAUACGCUUUUAGGGCAAGGUUGUCAAAAACCAAACCUGCCACGCUCUGAUCACGGCUUUACGUUCUCUCCUACUAAUCA